AUGAAUCCAUAUGAUCCUAUGGAAAUUGUGACUCAAAAAAUUGAGAGGUUUGGAAUAUUAAAUGAUGAAAAUCGUGAAAAAAAUAGACCAAUGUUUAAAGGAAUUUCAAUGUUUGUCAGAAGUAUAUGGCCAUCUGCAGAUCAAGAAUCAAUAGUAUUGGGUACACAAUUCUUUAUUUUCUCCAGAAUUUUUGAUGACCUUAUUGAUUCCAAUGAACCAGAAUUUGGAAUAAAAUUAAUCAAUAGAGCAAUUAAUAUUUUUACAUUAGGAAAACUAGAAGAUGAUCCUAAACCAUAUGAAAAAAAUAUUUUCGAUUUGGUUCAGAAUUUACAACUUAGAGUUGGAGAUCAACAUCCUUUGAUGAAUCUCUUUAGAAUUGCUUUCUUGGAUUGUUUUGACAAUUUAAUACCUUGGCAAAAUAUGAAGAAAUUAAAUGGUGACAUGAGUAUGAAUUUAUAUUAUAUCUUAAGAAGACAUAAUAUUGGUACGGCUCCAACAGUUUUUUUAGGUUUAAUGUUCAUAGUGAAAAGAUUAAACUAUGAAAUAUUUCUUGAUCCUCUUUUGAAAUGUUUAUGGGACCAAGGAGGAAGAAUCAGUGCUCUAUACAAUGAUGUAUUGUCCUAUGAAAAGGAAGUUAGAGAGAAUGAUGUAAGAAUGAAUAGUUUCCAUUUUAUGAAAACUCAAAACAAUUGGUCUGAUCAAGAAUGUCUUGAAUUCUUUGAAAAAGAAAUGGAUAAGUGUUUUGAACAAUAUUUUAUUCAUGAAAACCUCAUCAUUCAAAAAUUUAUUCCAACUCUUCAAAACAAAGAAGAUCAAGAAGAAUUCUAUCAAAUCAUUGGAUUCUUUCAUAAAUUGAUAUCUUCCUUGUUAAUGAUGUAUUUAAAAAAACCAAACUAUAAAUCACCAGAUUCCAUCUUUGUUGAACUUAGAAACUAA
Molecule: messenger RNA, 936 nt
Organism: Heterostelium album PN500
Lineage: Eukaryota; Evosea; Eumycetozoa; Acytosteliales; Acytosteliaceae
Exons: 2
Coding region: 1-936 (311 amino acids)
Molecular function (GO): terpene synthase activity
Source: RefSeq, a predicted model, not a curated record